This is a messenger RNA of Poecilia latipinna (sailfin molly), 4672 nucleotides long. RefSeq names its product aspartate beta-hydroxylase domain containing 2 (gene asphd2). The transcript has 4 exons. The record is from RefSeq and is a predicted model, not a curated record. Lineage: Eukaryota; Metazoa; Chordata; Actinopteri; Cyprinodontiformes; Poeciliidae. The coding region runs from base 865 to 1974 and encodes 369 amino acids. Gene Ontology annotation, cellular component: membrane.
UACGCUAUGUGUCGCUAUGUGUAGCUCUUUCAAAUAAAAUUAUAAUUAAAUAACCUGAAACGUGUGUUUGUAAACGUGAAAUACUUUGAAUGGGGUAUUAAUUUUUUUUGCAGGGCUUUAUUUUGAAAGGAACAAGCGGAACCAGAUGGUAAUACUCCACUAACUUGAUUGUCUCUGGGUGUCUUCCCCAGAGAAACGUCAGUAUUUACAUCAAUAUUUUCUGAAGGCAUUUCCGACAUCCUCUGUUCGCCUCGGACAGGGAUUCCGCCCGUCGGUAGGACCGCUUCCGAUACACACAUUAUCAUUAUUAUUACUAUUAUUAUUUUUUCUUCUCCAUUUUUUCCCCUCCCUCCAUGCAACGGUGGCGAGCUCCGUCCGUCUUUGUGUGAUUUGGAGCGGUUUCCUGUGAUGUUGCUGAGCGAUCCCCGUCUGCCGUGUGCACUGCAGUGGUGCGCAGCGUCGCCUGGAGAAACACCUGUGCGCCUCCGCUCUCCGCCGGGCGGCCUCGGCCACGCAUGCUGAGUAGAGAAGAGACAACCCUAGGCCAGGUGUCUGUCUGCAUUUGUCGGAGAGAGAGGCGCGAGGGAGCCACGCAAACACUUCACGGCCUGACGCCAUGCAAGCAGAAACCUACCCUCACCGCAGAGCGCUGAAAUGCUAGACCUGGAGAGCGAGAGUGUCACAUCCAAUCAGCAGACUGUUUACAUCGGAGGCGGCCACAAGAGCCGCUUGACACUAGACUCCAUAACAGCAAGUGUGUGGUUUAAGGCCCCCUUCAGUCACAAUCAAGAAAAGACGCAUUAACUGGUCCUUCAUCAGCACUUUGUACUUCUGUUGGGUUCAGCAGCCCAGAGGCGAGCUGAGAUGGAGUGGUCGCUGGAGAGUGUGAGGGAGAUGGUGGCCGGCGGGAUGCAGUCUGUGAGGGAAUGCGAGAUCUGUGCGUUCGCCAUAGCCAUGUGCGUGCUGCUGCUGUUCAUGUGGUACUGCUACAGAGUGGGCCGCGAGCACGGCACCAGCCCCUUGCGAGGGAGGUACCUGAGCGGGACCAGCCGGAUCGGAGGGGUCGUCGGGGGUUUCAUGAGCUCAGACUGUCGGGGCAGGGGCAAAGGGAAGCACGGGUCACUCCUGGAAGAGCAGAACGGUUUCGCCUUCUGCCAGUCGUCCGAGUGCUUCCGCUGCACCAGCGCCGGCGAGAGCCUGAACCAGAGGCUUUACCACAGCCUCCAGGAAUACGCCAAGCGCUACACCUGGUCCGGCAUGGGCCGCGUGCACAAAGGAGUCCGCGACCAAGGCCGCUACCUCAACAGCCGGCCAACUAUACAACGGCCUGAGGUCUUCUUCCUCCCCGACCUGCCCUCGGCGCCGUUCUUCUCCAGAGAAGUGCAGAGACAUGACGUGGAGCUGCUGGAGCAGAGCUUCCCCGCCCUUCUGGCCGAGUUUGAGAGCAUCUACCACCAGCCCCCGGCCCGCAGCGGCUCUUCCCUCCCACCGGGCUGGAAGGCUAACAGCACCCCUCGCGGUCAGUGGUGGACUUACUACCUGGUGAACCAAGGCACCCCUUUGGUCCUCAACGUCAGGAGAUGUCCCCGCGCGUGGCGGGUGCUGGGCCAGCUGCGCACCUUCAUCGCCAACAAUGUCUUCGGAAAUGCCUGCUUCUCCGUGCUGACGCCCGGAGCUCUCAUUACGGAACAUUACGGUCCAACAAAUGUCAGGCUGCGCUGCCACCUGGGUCUAAGAGUGCCUCCGUCCUGUGAGCUGGUGGUUGGUGGAGAGCCACAGUGCUGGUCUGAGGGCAGCUGUCUGCUUUUUGACGACUCCUUCCUCCACAGGGCUUUCCAUGACGGCAACCCAGAGGACGGCCCCAGGGUGGUGUUCAUGGUGGACCUGUGGCAUCCCAACGUGGCUGCUGCAGAGAGACAAGCUUUGGAUUACAUUUUCACCCCUGGCCGUUUAGAGGACAGGGAAGGGAAAUAGUUGCGAGUGAGAAACCCUUAUUUUUGAGCGAGAGACCAUUGGAGUUUAGCGUCUGUGUGAUUGGGGAGUGGCUCUUUCUCUGCCUCCAGACCAGCUUUUCACGUUCACUGUGUACAUAUUCUCCGGCUCUCACAGCAUUACUCAUGACUCUACUCUGCAGAUAACCAGACAUUGGGCCUCUCUUAUCAACUGCCUUUUCACCUGUGGAGCCAUAAAGCGUCACAGUAAAUUAGUAUGGUCUUAUUGUAUUGCCUGUGCAUAGAGCACUUCACCCAAACCUUGUCAGUUUUAAACAUUUUAUAAUUUAGGUAACACACUGAAGAGGUCUUGUUGUACCUCAAGUUUUCCUAUACGCCGAUGAGUCAUUAGUGUUUAUUUCAAAGCUUUAUGUUUCCUUUAAGUUACCUGUUAUCCUGUUUACACAGAUUGGUCACUUUUCGAUCCUUAUGAACGGAUUGGAAAGUGGAUGUAAUUGUAAAUAAAAUUUGAAUUCAAGGAAUAUUUGUCUUUGAAAUGAUGAAGCACUUCAACAGAGGUGUCUGCAGAGUAAGCCCGAUAACAAGAAGGUACACGUAUCUCAAAGGAAACAUUUUGAAAUGAUAAAAUGAUGUCAAACAGUCCAUUUCGACGGUAACUCCUAGACAGCUUUUGGGAUCCGAGAUUUCAGUUUUUGUAAGGGUUAGCCGGUUUUGCCACACAAGAUUUUGGGUGAGAGACGUCAUACAAAUGUUUUUUGUUUUUUUUUAGGCAUUAACACAAAGUGAACAGGAUAUACCAAGACAGAGUAGAUCACUGAACUUCAGCUGGGGGUAUUUUCUGAGCUUGAAAGGAGAACAAAAGGAGGCAACUUAAAACUGUUUUCAUAAACGAUGCUUAAGAUGCACUUGGAGAACUCUAAAGGAACCACACACUGAAAUUCCCACCAUUGUUCAACAAUCAUGCAAAUGAUUAAUAUUUAUUUAUUUACAACAUAUUGUUUGGAAUACAAUUUAACUAUAUUUACUGUACAUAAACCUUCAUGGUUAAGAUGCCAUUUUUCCUAAGUACCAAAACGUGUAGUCCUUACAUCUGACGUAACCUGUUUAUACUCUAAACCACAGGACCAUGCUGGACCUUUCUUACUGUUAGAUGACAAAUUACUGAAUGUUUAUCUGCAUAUAUUCCAGUGUUGUAACUAAUCAAUCCCUACGUUGCAUUUUUCUAACUUUGGGCUGAUUUUACAGAAGGAAAAAAAGGCAGUUCUGUGUUUGGACAUGGAGAUUGUUUGUUUUGGUCACCAGCUAAAGGAGUUGAACGGUUUAGGUUUAGAUAAGGAGUGAAGCGCAUGCAAGGUUUUAAAUUAACCGAAUCCAUUCAUGCCAUUUCUUAAUGGGUUCAUAGGCCAACCAAUUUGGUCAACUAUUAAUGAAGCCUCUUUUGACAACAUGGAAAUAUUGCCUACAUUCCCACAAGGGCUAAAAAAAUAUAUAUCAUUUGGUGUUUUUCUUUUAUGUCUCUACAAUUCCUGUUAGAUUUGCAUUCAGAUGUUCAGGAUUCGAGCUCUUUAGAAUGUUUACAUUUCUCUGAAUGACUGGAUUUCUGACACAUUGUCAGUGAUUGUAUUACCCGUCACAACUGGCAAAAAGUCACAAUUACGCAUUGUUUUUUGUUAACCUAUACUUUAAAAAAAAAAAGUCCUGUCUAAAAAACACAUCGAGCCACAUUUAAGCAGCACAGGACUGUUACAUAAACUGGAAGGGAUGACUUUUAAUUUUUAAUGAAGGGCUGGGUACAUUAAAGCAGGGAAUCUUUGGCUUUUAUUUAUUUAUUUUUUUUACACACACAUCCAGACAAAAGAGGCACUGCAAUCUUUUUUUCUCUCUUUUUACAUCAGGAGUAGGAUUUGAUAACUGAGGUCCAAUGUCGGCGAUGAUUUGAAUGUUUACAGUUGCGGACGCUGUCUCCGUCCCCCAGGCCCGCCGGUGUGGUGGGUAAUUGUGCUCCCCUUUGAAAAUCAGUCCUGUUUUUACUGGACACUGUUGGAUAAGCACAUUUCAAGUUGCAAAUCGGCCUGCGCAGCGAAACCGGACAGGUGAAGGAUUCUAUUUAUUUAUUUGGUAACAUUUACUAAGCUCUUCUUAAUUUGGUCUUAUUUGAUAAACCAGGUUUGUAUUUCUGUAAAUACGUUUGAAGUGGAAAGAAACCCAAAACCCGGAAUGCCCCGACAUGUGCUGAAAUGACUUUCCCCCCCGAUGCUUUAACUAUUGUGUUGUCUUGAUUUUAUAGCUAAAGUGAUUGCUAAAGUCAUCCUCCGACUGAAAAAGCCUACCAUGAAAAACAAAACAAAACAAAAAAAAAACGUUUUCGAUAGAUUUGAUCGGUACGUUCUGUGAAAUGUUUAUGAAGUACUCUCUCUCUCUCUCUGUUGUUCUGUGAUGUUUUCUUUAGAUCACUGUAAUUUUUGCAGCUCGGUAUAAAAGAAGUCACCAAGCCGUACUCACUCGACAAGCCUCCAUGAAUAAAUGUGCGCAGGUAGUGAAGAUGAAUCCCCUCGGCUUUACUCGUCCGCUGCAACUCAAGCGACCUGUGUUCAGUUCUGAUGUUUACAAAGCCGCGGCCAUUUACACGCCAUCUAACGACACCAGACAACACUGCGUUGAGCUGUGCAUAAUUGGGUUUGAAAAUCGACAGUCCUGCGAAAACCGGUUAAGGAGGGAGG